Archocentrus centrarchus (flier cichlid) is the source of this 1182-nucleotide messenger RNA. RefSeq names its product heparin-binding EGF-like growth factor a (gene hbegfa). Gene Ontology annotation, molecular function: epidermal growth factor receptor binding; growth factor activity. Lineage: Eukaryota; Metazoa; Chordata; Actinopteri; Cichliformes; Cichlidae. The transcript has 6 exons. Bases 245 to 967 code for a protein of 240 amino acids. The record is from RefSeq and is a predicted model, not a curated record. Gene Ontology annotation, biological process: positive regulation of cell population proliferation; epidermal growth factor receptor signaling pathway.
CCCACCACGCUAUUUCACUCUCAGCCAUCGGCAGAAGAGCCGCAACAAGUAAGAGCAAGAAGAAGCUGCAGCAGACAAGUGGAGUUAAAGUUGAAAGAAAAAUACAAACGCACAAAAAAAAAAAAAAAAAAAAAAAGCGAAAAAGAAGGAAUACGGAGAACCGGGAUAGGUGGACGGAAUAUAACUUUUAGAUUUCUUUUUAAAAGAACUUUUCUACUAGAAGUCACUGGAGGUUUUUGCCAUCAUGAGGAUUUUCGUUGUUGCGCUCCUGCUGGCUCACUCCUUGGUGAUGUCCAGACUUGCCAGCGGUGCUGCAGUAGACCGUUAUGAGAGCAACAGGCAGCGGCACACCUCCGUUAUCAACCUCCUGGACACAACCAGAGACAGGAGAGCAGAGGAGGAGGAGGAGAGCCGGAGUGUGAGUGCCACCACAGGGGAUUAUAGCAAGGAAGGCGAGGUGGAGGAGCAUGAUGAUGAAUACUAUUAUGAUGAAGAGUAUGAAGAUGGCAUGUCUGGAGACCAUGAAGUGGAACUGCCACGAGUUGCCAUGUCAAGCAAACCCAAGGAUCCUUCUACCAUCCUGGAGGCUGAAAACACUGAAGAAAACAGAAGGAGAACAAAGGGAAGGAAGAAGGGGAAAGGAAAGGGAAGAAAGAGGAAUCCUUGCCUGAAGAAGUAUAAAGAUUACUGCAUUCACGGGACCUGCCAUUACCUGAGGGACCUCCGUGAGCCAUCGUGUGUGUGCCACCAGAAUUACUCCGGUGAUCGGUGUCAGUUCAUCCUGCUGCCGGUGCAUUCCCCCGAGGGCUACAACCGCACCACGGCUCUGGCCGUGGUGGCAGUGGUGUUGUCGUCUCUCUGCCUCAUCAUCAUUGGACUUUUAUUAAUGCUCAGGUUUCACAAGCGGGGAGCGUAUGAUGUAGAGAAUGAGGAGAAGGUCAAGUUAGGGUUAGCGUCCAACCACUGAAGAGGCAAAGAGAGACAAAGAUGCAGAAAUUCUACCUCAACUGAAAAUGAAAAGUGAAGAGCAACAGGAGGUCCCGGAGGAAAAGAGGAAGAAAAAAAAAAAAUGAACGUACGCAAAGAAGGGAACAGAAAGGUAUCUGCUCCGAUGUUCCGCUGGACGUUCGGAUAAAGAGUGGACAGCUGAAUGUAUUCCUGAUGGCUUCAGAAGAAGAAGAA